Geodia barretti is the source of this 369-nucleotide messenger RNA. Lineage: Eukaryota; Metazoa; Porifera; Demospongiae; Tetractinellida; Geodiidae. The record is from the annotation of a GenBank genome assembly.
CUGUCCGCCUUCCAGACCAUUUCCACGCUGCCCGAGGGACACACCGAGCGCAACACCUGCUCGCAGAUCCAGAUUACGUCGGACGGCCGCUUCCUGUUCGUCCCCAACCGGGGCCACAACAGCAUUGCCAGCUUCUCGGUUGACGCGCAGACCGGUGCUCUCACGGCGGCCGGCCGUGCCUCCACCGAGGCCGUCCCCAGCGCCUUCAGCCUGGACCCGCAGGGCAAGUUCGUGUUCGGGGCCGGGUCGGCCACUGGGCGCCUCUCCUCCCACAGCAUAGACGCCGCCACCGGCGAGAUGACGCCCCUGGCAACCUACGACGUGGGCGCCCGUCCCAUGUGGGUGCUGACGACGACACUGGGGGAGUAA